UGUGAUCUCAUACGGAGGUUCAGACAUUCAUGAGCUGAGCUGGCAACAGUUUUCCACAUGGUGAUGAACAGCAAUUACGGUAAUAUGAUGGCCUUUUAAUUGUUAUUGUGGAUAAUCAAAUAACAAAUUUUGAUGUGUAUUUUACAACGUUUACUUAGCUAGUUUCCCGACGAAUGUAUUCAUCAUUAUUUCUAGCAAGCUGUUUGAACAUUUUCUCGUUAGCUAACGUUACAGUAGCUAGCUAGGAUGACGUUAACGUUACUUCACUUGAAAAGUUUUGUCACCAAAACGUCUGCAAUUAAUAUGUACAUAAUGUAUGUAUCUAUAUCGUUUUUAAGCUUUUGUGUGGGUUUUGUUGUUAGCUAGCUAGCACUGUUAGCUAGCCAGCUAUGAAUGAUUGGCGGUCACAUGGCUAAACGGAAAUAAUGCAUCACAGCCACUGGUCACAGCGCGCAUUUCUGGAAGAUGUCCCGCCAAACUGGAAUGUCGUUUGGAUUUAACAAUGGUUAACCCAUUAAAUUAACUGAAUAUUUACAUUCAACGAAUUCUUGUAAGUUUGUUUUGUGUUGUUAGGUAGGCUUUGCUUGCUACAUAGUUAAUAUACUUUGCAUAAUAUGAAGGACAUGGUGGUGAAGUGAUGGAUAAAACCACUGUUUCUAGGCUAUUAACUUGUUUGUGAGUUUACUGUUUCUGGUCAAAAUUUGUGGUAGCUACUAAUCCUCAUAUUUCCAGAAGUUGGACCAUCGUUACAACACAUCUGUGAAACAUGAUGAUGAAGGAGAUUGCAGCAGUGGUGUUUUUCCUGAAAAAGCUGUUCAAGAAGGUGGAAAAGUUGGAUACCCAGAAAGUGGACUUGUUUGUGGAGCGGUUGACUGUUGCACUGCAGGAGAAGUUCAGAGGGCAUUGGUAUCCUGACAACCCCAGCAAAGGACAGGCCUUCAGGUAAUUAGCUAUGGAUCAGAUGCCUGUCUGUGGCCUUGCUCUCACUCCCCCUAUCUUGACGACCAUAUCAGUAGUUUUAUCAACCUCUAGUCUUGGGCAUCAUGCCCUAUGAAGAAUAGGGUGUAUUUUGGAUAUGCAGUGAUUUGUAUGAUUGGAGUUAUCGAAGGUCUGUGUUGCAUACUCUAUUACUUUGCAGGUGUAUUCGGGUGAACAGGUUGCAGAGGGAGGAUCCAGAGCUGUUGCGGGCCUGCCAGGAGAGUGGGGUUCAGUACAAGGACCUUGGCCUGCCCCGAGAACUCACCCUGUGGGUGGAUCCAGGGGAGGUGUGUUGCAGGUCAGUCUUAUUUAAAAGCAUUGGAUUGGUGUAUGCAUUGGCUGGAGGGAGUUGAAUCCAUGACGAGGAGUGUGCAAGUGCUCACUUUGGGAGAUGGGCAGUCACAGGGUUCACACUCUGAAAUUCAAGUACUGGAAUACCUUAAAUCUGACAUUUUCUCAAGUUGAUACUUAAAAAGUACUUGAAUUAAAAUGAGAGGAGAACAGAAAAUUAUAAAAUAUGUUAAUAUGAAAAAUAUUUGUUUAAUGUAUUGGUCUUAAGAAUACAUUUCCAGGCAGUUUUUUUUUUCCCCUCGUGUUGCGCACUCAGGUUGCCAGGCGAGCUCGCUCAUUCCACUUACACUGCCUUUCAGCCAGGCAGGUACAGAACUGACUGAUGAGGCGCCGGCAAACGUCACAAUGACACUAAAAUGCCGGGCAAAUGUAGGUUAAAUCCUGCCUGGCAGGAUAUUGAUGUUUAUGAAUGAGUGUUGCCAGACCCAACCAACCCACAUCAUGCAAGGUGUACAAAAUGUGUCAAAGACUUGACAUUGCGAGCAUGGGUGAAUCUGCCCUGAAGAGCCACAUGAAGGGGGAAGACACAAAGCUGCACCCUGGGAUGGCACCAGUUCUACUUUGUGACUUUUUCUCUGCAACAACCUCCAGAGCUUCAGCAGCAACAGCUCAACCAGACCAACAGGUAAAGAAACGUUUCAAACAUUAAGUAGUUCUCUGUAUAGCCACAUUUGAGUGAUGAAAAGGGCUAGCUAGCCUACUAGCUAAUGUUAGCAAGCUAGAGUUUACCAGCUAGCUUAAGCUAGAUAGAUAGUUAGAACUCUUAGCUAAGGGAACUGAAGCUGGAGUAUUAAAUGAUUUCUAGAUAGCUAUAGCACUUUAUCUAUGCCUCCUUCAAGGCAGUUGAUCUGGGUUAGUGAGUGUGUUGAAUGAUUUGGGCGAAAUUAUGCUAGCCAGCAAACGUUAGCCAACUUGGCUAAAAUAGCGAGCUAACUAACAUUGAGUAGUCAGCUUGCUAACAUUUGGCUAGCUAGUUAGCUUGCAAACUCGAACUCUGUACAUGUCUGGAUACAGAAGAGUAAAUUUUUCCAUCAAAGCCAGUCAAGAUCUGCUGAGUUAUGAACUUGGCAUCAUUUUUCAGCACCGUUGUUGAAAGUAGUUUCUACAGCUGCACCUAAUGGCAAGCUAUAACGUUACACAUGUAAUACAUUUCUCUUUAAACCAUGGUUUUAAUUACCGUCAUUGUUCUAUUUGUUUGUUUAUGUUUGGUUUGUCUGUUCAAUGGUAAUAUAGCCAAAGGCAUUGGUUUGAAGGGGAAAUAAAAAUACAUGCAGUAUGUAGCAUAUGCUAUGGGUUUAAGGGUUGAAAAUUAAAUGUAAGAGGUAGUUGCAUAUACACUGAGUGUACAGAACAUUUUAAGGACACCUUCCUAAUAUUGAGUUGUACUACCAUAGCCCGUUCAAAGGCACUUGCAUAAUUUCUUGCCCAUUCACCCUCUGAAUGGCACACACAGAACUCUGUCUCAAUUGUUUCAAGGCUUAAAAAUCCUUUGUCUCCUCCCCUUCAUCUACACAUAUUUGAAGUGGAUUUGACAAGUGACAUCAAUAAGGGAUCAUAGCUUUCACUUGGAUUCACCUGGUCAGUCUGUCAUAGAAAGAGGUGUCCUUAAUGUUUUGUGCACUCAGUGUAAAUGUCGAAGGGAUAGUACAUUACAAAUACAACCUAACAUGAGCAGAAUUGUAUUGCUUUCAGGUUCCUCUACCCAAGUUAUUUUCUAACCUCUCUUCAUGGGUCCGAAACAAUGAUUCAUGGCGCGCAGAGAUCCUAUGGACAAUGACGCGUCUCCCACUACAAAAGUGCAUGAGGACAAUGCCACAAUUUCCCCCUGGAUGUUUCCUGACAGUGCUAAUGCCAAGUCAUAUGCCCGUGGGGAAAAGAAGACUGCCUACGUGAUCAAUCAUGGUCUUGCACCUUACUUUCGGCACCACCUCCUGGACAAGUUACAGAACAACGACGGUUAUGUGCUGCUUUUUGACAAAUUGCUGAAAAAAACCACUUCAGCUCAAGCAAAUGGAUGUCCACUUAAGGUUUGUAGACCCCACAACCAACAAGGUUACCACUCUCACUACCUGGACUCAUCCUUUAUGGGACAUGGCACAGCUAAGGACUGUCUUUCUCACUUCAGAGUUGACAGAUCAACUUAACAUGUCUCACCUCCUACAAAUUUAAAUGGAUGGACCAAAUGUUAACCACAAGUUUUACAGAAUUCAUAUCUAAUGUCUUUGCAGAAGCCACAGACAGAGCUAAUUGACAUUGGAACAUGUUCCUUGCACAGUGUCCACAAUGCAUUUCGAAAUGCAUUUGACUUCAUAGACUGGGACAUAGAGGGCACAUUAAAUGCUUUCUAUAGACUGAUGAAUGACGUCCCUGCAAGACGGGAUGAUUUUGUGACAAUCACAGGCUCCUCAGUUUUCCCUACAGUUUUGUGGACAUCACUGGGUAGAAAACAUAGCGGUUGCAACUAGAGCCUUAGAGGUUUUGCCAAACCUAAUAACAUUUGUACAAGCAGUCGAAAGCGACAAAUCCUACAGAACACCGACAUGCAUUACAUUCACAACUGUAAAGGAAGCGAUGGCAGACAAACUUCUCCCACUGGGUUCGCACAAGGUGCUUAAAGUACUUUCAUUUGGCACUCUGAAAUUCAAGUACUGGAAUACAUUGACAAUCAGGCAUUUUCUCAAGUUGGUACUUGAAUUAAAAUGAGAGGAGAACAGAUAAUGAUCAAAUGUUUAUGAAAAAUAUUAGAAUAAAUGUAUUGGUCUUGUGAAUUAAUUUCCGGGCAGACUACAGAGUUUUAUUUCCUCACCUGUUUUGCGCUGCGGUUGCUAGGCGAGCUCGCUAAUUCCACCCACACUGCCACUCAGCCAGGCAGGUACAGAACUGACUGUUUAGGCACCGCCAAACAUAAUAAUAAUAAUAAUAAUAAUAUGCCAUUUAGCAGACGCUUUUAUCCAAAGCGACUUACAGUCAUGCGUGCAUACAUUUUUGUGUGUGGGAUGGUCCCGGGGAUCGAACCCACUACCUUGGAGUUACAAGCGCCGUGCUCUACCAGCUGAGCUACAGAGGACCACAACAUCACAUCGAUAGCUAAAAUGCCUGGCAAAUGUUGUUUCAAUCCUGUCUUUUGUGCAUAUGGAAAAUAUCUGGGUUAUUUUAUUUCAGCUCAUGAAACAUGGGACCAACACUUUACAUGUUGCGUUUUUUAUAUUUUGUUUCAGUAUAGUUUAUCCACCUUUUUUUUACUACUACAUCACUGCACCCAACCAACCCACACCGUACCGUGUAAGGUGCAAAAAAUGAGUCAGAAUUUGGCAUUGCAAGCAUUGGUGAAUCGGCCCUGAAGAGCCACAUGAAGGGGGAAAGACACAACGCUGCAUCCUGCGCUGGCGCCAGUUCUACAUGUGACCUUUUUUCUCUGCAACAACAUCUAGAGCUUUUUUCCCCAAUCGCCUCAUUCAUGGGGCACCUGCGAUAUUCCGUUUUAUCAAGUGGCAGCCAUGCUCCUGUUGUUCACGUUCUGUUUUCCUAACACAGCCCUUCCGACCGUUGACACUAAAGCUGCCAGUCGGAAGCAGGAUGCUUUUUCGUAGCUAUUAAGUAGUAGAUUCCCAAAUGCCCAAUAAAAACAGUCAUUUAUAAGCUGGAAUUGUGUAGUAAUGCGAAUAGGAAAUGUGUGUUCACCAGUAGGCAUGUCCCAAAACUCUGUUCAUCACUACUCAAAUUACAAAAUCAUCGGUACUGACUUACAUGAGAGGUAUGUAGUGAAACAACAUAUUAUUGAGUAGAACUUGUACGGUAGGGAUGAAUACUAAGUUAUUUUUUCCCCCAUGAGGCUACUGCCAUCUGGUGGCGACCUAGAAACAAUUGCAUAAGUGAACUAUUACAAAUUGAUGGUCCUUGAAAAUAAAUAUUAGAGCUUGAAAAAGUGCUUAAGUCCUUGAAUUUGACUUGACACUGGCUGUAGCAACACAUUCAAGGGUACCUUCAAAGCUACCAAACAGACAGUCCCAUUCCUGACAGCAGACUGGGCAGACCUAUUGACUAAUGUCAUGAGCAGAGUCCUGAAGAAGAGGUGACACACAUUAGACUCCCUGAAAUACACUGUGACUGAGGAUUAGGCCAUGGGGCCCCUCCAAAGUUGACUCUGAGUUUUCAACAUGUAAGAUGCUUAAACAAGCGGCUAGCAAAGUGAGUGUGAGGAGGAUUUUUGAGUUUCAGAGUGACAUAAAGAAGUGCCUCCAGUUGUUGAGGUUGAUGCUUAAAACCCCAAUCAUGUCCAGUUUUGUGACAAUGCUGCUUGUCUCAUCCCACAACGGAUGACAAGGAAUCCUGAAGCAAAUUUGUGAGCGCAAAUUCAAACGUCUUCUCACAAACUUAGUUGACCUGAAGCGUUUUCCUGAGGCAUGAUGUGACGAUGCCCAGAGGCAGUUGAAGUGCUUCAUACAACAGGUGGUGUUGACAUCACUGUCUGUUCAGCGAGUAUGAUCCGCAGAGAACUAAUCUGGACAUCUUUCUUUUUAGAGCGUCUGAAGGGUAAGGAGAACAACCGAGACCUGUGGCCAGUAACUCAAAUUGUCCUUGUGCUUUCCUACGGAUAGGCCUCGGCAGUCAGCUCCGCUCUCACUGUUGUCAACAAAAAGGAGCAGUCCUACACAGCACAGAGACUAAAGAAAGUCAACAUAACGCCACCAAUGAUAUCUUCCUGCAAAUCAGCCAGAAAUAUCAAGACUACCUAGAUGUAGGACCACAGGAGGGCAGAGAAAAGAAAAGCGAGACAACAAAGACCUGAAAGAGAAGAGACGCCUCGAAAAGGACAUGAAACUUGCUAAAAUAAAUGGAAAGGGUAGGCAGAGACCACCCCAAAGUCCAGAGAAUGCAUAAUCAAGUUCAACAGUUUCCAAAGAUAAAAAGGAUGAGCUUACUGGACCGUUGUGAACACUCACUCACUCAAUGAGUACAUUUUGGUCUGUAACCUAAAAUUAAAAGUAUUUCCCACUCAGUUUUAUUGUUGUCAUUGAGUACGUUUUAAACGAUCAUGUUGAUCUCAUUGCAUUGACUGUCCUGAUCUUUAAUCCAUAGCUACAUUUUAUGAAUUUGAUUUCUCCAGCAACAGGUUGUUGUGGCUUCAAAAAUUAUUGCUGCUAUGGUUUGACAAUAAAAUUUGUCACAUAUCAAUUAGACAAUGUUACAUAGCAUGAACACAAUUGCAUAGUCACCACACUACUUAGUAGCUAUUAAAUAGUAGAUUCCCAAAUGCCCAAUAGUAAUGCAAUAGUCAUUAAGCUGGAAUUAUGUAGUAAUGCGAAUAGGAAAUGUUUGUUAACCAGUACGUGUCCCAAAACUGCUCAUCUCUACUCAAAUUACAACAUCACUACUGACUUACCACUCAUGUAGUGAAACACAACUGGUGAUAAAUAUUUUUUAUGAGCUUGUGGCUAUAUACAGCCGUCUGGUGGCGACUAGAAACAAUUUCAUAAUAGGAACUGUUACAAAUUUGAUGGUCCUUGAAAAAUAAAUAUUAGUGCUUGAAAAAGUACUUAAGUCCUUGAAUUUGACUUGCCACUGUCUAUACAAAACCUGAGUCAUUUUGCAGCCUUGGUGGUUCCAAUGUUUACCUCUGUAGCUACACCAUUCAUGUUAAAUCCCUCUCUGGGUCACCAGUCGAGUCACUAAAUUGUUGAUAUACAUUCAGUGACAAAGCAUUGUCUUGUUGGCUUCUUUUCCUCUCGCGCAGGUAUGGAGAGAAAAACAUUGCUUUCACUGUUGCCAGUUUCUCUGGUGAUGAUGAGGAUGACAAAGAGGAUGUGACUAAGAAGGUGACCAGCGCUGUCGAGAGGGUGACGUCUGACUACCACUCUUGUUCCUCCUCAGAUGAGGAUAGUGGCCUCAGGGAAACCCGUCCUCCCCUUACCUUCCCUCAAAAUCGCCACAAAUACCAGGUACAACAAGUAAUGAACAUAGAGGUUGUGUUGCAACAAUUUAGUGUUACAUACAGUCUUGUCUGAAUACCUCCUUGGUCAGCUCUGACAAUGGGGGAAAUAUAAUUGAAAUUGACCCAUGUUUUAUUGUUCAAAGAUGAUCUACCCAGCUGCUCCUUUGUGGCGUCCUCCAGUGCCCAAGCAGAAGAAGAUGUGGCCAGGUAAAGGAUAUAAUGGACCUCCACGUCCUCCUCACUAUGACUUCAGAACCCAAGGUAGACCCACCCAGCCCUUCAGACACAACGACUGGGCCCCGUCUGGCCACAGAAGGGGGCAUGGAUACGGAUACUGGGGUGGCACUCCAGGCCUGGCUCACUGUUAGGGACCACUGUAGAAAGUGUUAAUGUUAGGAUUAGCCUGUUCCAGGUUCCCUGAGCUGUGAAAGGGUGACCACUAGAGCAAGCAAUAUAGUUCUUGUUGGAGGGGAAUGAGGGAGCAAACUAAAUUCACUAACAUGACUGACCAUAUUUUUAAAAACUAUUUUAGUAGUUUAAUAGUCACUCUGGAAACUCUUGAAUUUGUUUUAUUUUUUUGUGAUAAGAACAUUAACUCUUUGCACUUUAGAUAAUUUGUAAUCGUGUGAGUAAAGGAAUCUACAGUUGUAAUGGAGAAGGAAUAUUGGAAUUUGAUGUAUUUUAUAGCUAUGAAGAUAUAUGUACUGUAUUUAUAUUUGAUGGGAAAAUUGUAUGUUACCUACUGUACUGUCCAUCAAUUGUUCCAAUGAGAAUUUGUUUUAUUUAUUCACAGUGUACUCAUAUUAUGAAUUGUGCCAACCACUUAAAUUAUGAGACAUUAAAC
Coregonus sp. 'balchen' is the source of this 8105-nucleotide messenger RNA. Lineage: Eukaryota; Metazoa; Chordata; Actinopteri; Salmoniformes; Salmonidae. The record is from the annotation of a GenBank genome assembly.